Cydia pomonella (codling moth) is the source of this 3006-nucleotide messenger RNA. RefSeq names its product zinc finger protein 436-like. The coding region runs from base 594 to 2165 and encodes 523 amino acids. The transcript has 10 exons. Lineage: Eukaryota; Metazoa; Arthropoda; Insecta; Lepidoptera; Tortricidae. Gene Ontology annotation, molecular function: RNA polymerase II cis-regulatory region sequence-specific DNA binding; DNA-binding transcription factor activity. The record is from RefSeq and is a predicted model, not a curated record. Gene Ontology annotation, biological process: regulation of transcription by RNA polymerase II.
CAACAAUAAGUAUCAUUCACUCGAUUUACUCGUUCUUUGAGGUUUGUCUUUAUGUAGUGUGGUUGCGUCCCUUUUGUUUGCCACAUAAAGAACAUGAGUGUUUGAUCCAAAGAGUAAAGUAAGUAUGUGUUUGAUCAAACAAACCACGAAGUGAAUUUAAGACAGAUUUAGCUUUAAGAUGUGAUUUCCGAACGUGUGUCACUUAUCAGUGACAUGACAGGGAAUCGUUCGGAGGCUAGCCAAAUAUAAUCAAUCCCACUUAAUUAAUUGUUUUUUAUCGUUUAAAAUCAAUACUAAACUUUUUCCAUACCCAAUUGUUUAUUUUCAACUAAAUUGGAAAGUCAAAAGUCAAAGUUGGAAGGUAGCUCUGAUGGUACGAAGUCUAAUACUUUCACCUUCUUUGCCUGUAGGCAGGUAUUUGAACGUAUCUUACUUUUAUAAAUAAAACAAAAUCAAAAGUUGCAAGUUUAUUUGGAUCUGUAUUAAUUAUUAAAAUAUUUAUGUUUUAACUGUAAAUAAUGUAAAGCUAACUUAAACUGGAAGAAAAAUACAUAUUUUCUGUUCAUACGUAGGUGUAAUUUAGGAAUACAGUGAUGCAGUUGGAAGACAUUAAAUAUGAAUAUAAACUAGACAAGACGCAGUGCCACACAUGCCUAACUUUUGGUCGAAAGCUUACCUCACUGGGUGAACAUGUAGAUAUAUUCAGAAAAAUAGCCCCGCAGAUUGAAUUCUGGAUGAACUGCAACAUGGAAUCAGUACAAAUUUGCUGGGAGUGCAGCGGAGCCCUGUCCAAGAUGGCUGCCUUCCAGAAGCAAGUGCUCAGAGCUACUGAAAUGCUGGAAAUGGGGCAGGCAUUUGGAACCUUGUCAAAUCUAACCACAGUCAUAUUUAAUGACAUAAGUCCUAACACAAUCUACGUCACACAAAUAAAUGAAUCAACGCACACAGAUAAAAAAUCUGAAAGAGAUGACAUAGUCUGUGACACUGGUCAUGUUUCAGAUUCCACAGACAACAUAGAAUUGGUGAAAACAGAAGAUGUAGAGGUUAAAAAAACUUUAAAAGUAAAAAAUAAUAAGUGGACAUUGAAAAGGGCAUUGUUGAAUAAAAAGCCUAAAUUUAAAGUAAUUGACAAUAAUAAAAUAUUUAAAAAAGUCCGAUUGAGUUUAGAAGAACUGAAAAGUUGUUUAGAGAAGGAAAGACAUAGUGAAUUUUACACGUCAUGUAAAUUUAAAUGUGAAAGCUGUGUCCUUGGUUUUAAGGAUGAAAAUGGCUUGGCUAGGCAUGUUGAAAAGCAUCAUAGUGAGACUAUAGGGCCAUACACCUGCGAUAUAUGCAACACGCGAGCACUCAAUAAAAGUUGCCUAGAAUCGCACAUAUCUAAACACUACUACGCGCACGAGUGCUCGCUGUGUGCGUUCGCAAGCUGCCACAGAACGCACCGGCGCGUUCAUGCUCGCACACAUAAGGUCGUGCUGCAGUGUGUCAAAUGCGAGUUAAAGUUUGGGUCUCGUCGAGAGUUCUUCCAGCAUUACAAGAAGUGGCACGAGAGGUUCGUCUGCGACCACUGCGGCGUCAGCUUCAAGAUGCGGUACUGCAUCAAGGACCAUAUCAGGAAGCAACAUUCCCCCUUUGAAUGCAAACUCUGUGACAAGAAAUUUUCCCGAUACAAUGGCUUAUGGUUACACAAUAAGGUAUGCCACACGGAAUCAUCUCAAGGCGCAUACUGCGUAGAGUGCGACCGGCGCUACGCGGACGUCUACCGCUACCGCUGGCACCUCAGCAACAGCGCGCGCCACCGGCCUAGGGCUAGAUUACGGAUCCCAUGUCCCGGGUGCGACAAGGUGUUCACGAAGAAGAUAUACAUGAAGGACCACUACGACCUCGUGCAUCUCAAGAAGUACAAGUACCGCUGCGAGCAAUGCGAUAAGAAUUUCCUCCGCAACGCAGACCUGGUGCAGCACAGGAAGCGAGUGCACGAGGGCAUCUUGCCCCCCAAGAACAAGAUAUGCUACAUGUGCGGACGCGGGUUCACAACGAACAAGAUCCUGACGAACCAUAUGCGCACACACACGGGCGAGCGGCCGUUCGCGUGCGCGCGCUGCCCCGCCGCCUUCGCGCAGCGCGCCGCGCUCCAGCAACAUGCCCGCGCGAGGCAUUCGACAUGACACGUCAGUUAUGCGAUUUCUCACGCAGGGAACAAGCGUCAGCUGUGCCGCGCUCGAGCAACAUGCCCGCGCGAGGCAUUCGACAUGACACGUCACAGUUAUGCGAUGUCUCACGCAGGGAGCAAUUGUCAGCUGUGCCGCGCUCGAGCAACAUGCCCGCGCGAGGCAUUCUACAUGAAACGUCACCGAUGUCUCACGCAGGGAACAAGCGUCAGCUGUGCCGCGCUCAAGCAACAUGCCCGCGCGAGGCAUUCGACAUGACACGUCACAGUUAUGCGAUGUCUCACGCAGGGAGCAAUUGUCAGCUGUGCCGCGCUCGAGCAACAUGCCCGCGCGAGGCAUUCUACAUGAAACGUCACCGAUGUCUCACGCAGGGAACAAGCGUCAGCUGUGCCGCGCUCAAGCAACAUGCCCGCGCGAGGCAUUCGACAUGUCACGUCACAGUUAUGCGAUGUCUCACGCAGGGAACAAGCGUUAGCUGUGCCGCGCUCAAGCAACAUGCCCGCGCGAGGCAUUCGACAUGUCACGUCACAGUUAUGCGAUGUCUCACGCAGGGAACAAGCGUUAGCUGUGCCGCGCUCAAGCAACAUGCCCGCGCGAGGCAUUCGACAUGUCACGUCACAGUUAUGCGAUGUCUCACGCAGGGAACAAGCGUUAGCUGUGCCGCGCUCAAGCAACAUGCCCGCGCGAGGCAGACUCCGACGGGAUUUAGACUUCUUACGAACGUACUUUAUAAUAACACGAUAAUACAAUGGAGAGAACUUCAAUGCGCGGGUCGUUGGCGAAAUAACGCUAGAGUUACCUGGAAAUGGUUUUAUAAAUAAAAUAAUUUGUAAAUGAA